CAAUCAAUAGAGCCAGACAGCUGAUUUAUAUGAUGGCAUCCAGCUGCAGUGGUGGUCUUUUCUCUGCAGAGUGAUGCUGUGAAAGGGGAAAGGGUACUUAGAUUGGAAUAACCAGGGGACUCCACAAGUAGAUCUGUGGAUAUGGCUCGGCGUUCAUAAAUACGUUCCCCAUCAGCGAGCCACAGGAGAGCUCCCGAGAGCAGCCUGCUCGAGGCUGGAUGCUCAAGGCUGGCGGUGGGGCUAGUGCCACUGCUGUAUUUUAGCUGCUGCAGCCGCUGCUGCCACUGGGCAGAUACCGCAGUGGGGGACUGACCCCACGGUACUCUCUGGUGCCUGGGUUCUGGCUGCAAAUGAGAAGUUAAAGGCGGGUAAACUGGGAGGAUUGCAAAGACUGACGAGACAGCAAGGAGCAAAAGGAGAGCAAGCCUGAGUGUGAACCAAAAUAUCAGGCCAAGGGGAGCUGGAGGAAAUGUCAUCAUUGGUGAAGGAGGACUUGGAGAAGAAACUGUUUAAGCCACUCUCACAGAAUCUAUAUGAGUUUAUUGAAAUUGAGUUCUCGGUGCAGGACAGGUACUACCUCUGUGUGUCAGUGACCAAAAAUGAAGAAGUGAAAAUAAUCAUGGUGAAACACUACAGAAUAGGUUUAGAUGAAAAAUAUGAAGUAACAAAAAAGUGGUCUUUGAAUGAUCUGCAGAUGAUUGAUGGAAAAGAAGCAGACACUGACAAUCCAUUUUUUGAUCUGCACUUCAAGAAAGUGUACAGUUUGGAAGCAUAUAGUUGUGCUUCUAAAUAUUCCUUUGCUCGAACUGUAAAUAAGCUGAAUCAUGCAUACCUCAAGAAGGACUUGCAGAUUGUGAACUUUGAUUCUACUUACAUUAAUGAUGAUUCCAUUUGGUCCUCCAACAACAAGGAUUGCUUGGUUCUCAUGAGAAUAUGCUUUUAUGCUUUUAAUUUGGUGUGCUUAUCUCUGUGCCCCCUGCCACUUUGAAGAUGUAUUCCAUAUCCCUUCAUCAGUGUCUUACAAAAAUGGUUCCUCAAGUAAAUGCUAAUCGUCAAAAUUUUAUUUUUCCCUUCAUCAGUGGCUAUUAUUUAUAUGAAAAUAAAGGGAUGCUUUGUGGAUUUCAGUGAAAUGUGCUUUAAUGCCAUCUCUCAACAUUUGGGAGUUUGGGGCAAUGUAUUUCAUGGUAACUUUGGAAGGAAGUUGCAUGGCUUUGACUAAAUUAGUAUUCUGCUAAAGAAAAUUGAGAAGUACUUUUAAAAGACCUGGAUCUGAGGAAAGACAUUUAUGUCUACGGAUAAGAAGACAAGAUUUUCAAGAUGCAAUACUAUCCAAAGCAAUUUGCAGACUUAAUGCUAUUCCUAACAAAAUUCCAACACCUUUUAUUACAGAAAUGGAAGGUCAAUCUUCAAAAUUCACAUGGAAUUGCAAGGGAUUCCAAAUAGCAAAAGAAUCUUGAAAAAGAAGGACAAAGUUGGAGGACUCACACUUUUGAUUUCAAAACUCAAUACAAAGCUAUUGUAAUCAAAAUAGUGUGGUGCUUGCAUAAUGAUAGACACAGAGUCCACUAGAAUAAAACCAAUUCAAAAAGAAAUCCAUAUGUCUAUGGUCAACUAAUUUUUUACAUGGGUGCCAAGUCCAUUUAAAGGGAAAAGAAUAAUCUCUUUAACAGAUCAUGCUGGGAAAACUGGAUAUACACAGACAAAAGAAUAAAGUAGGACAUCUACCUUAUACCAUAUACAAAAGAUAACUCAAAAUGGACAAAUGACCUAAACAUAAAAACUGAAAAUAUAAAACUCUUAGAAGAAAACACAGGGGUAAAUCUUAAGGACUUUGGUUUGGCAGUAAAUUCUUAUAAUAUCAAAAGAAUGAGAAACAAAAGAAAAAUAGAUACAUUGGUCUUCAUCAAAAAUAAAAUGCUUUUACACUAAAUGACUUUAUCCAAAAAGCAAAAAUCAACCUACAGAAUGAGAAAUUAUGUUUUCAUAUCAUCUUUCAGAAAAGAUUUAAUGUCUAGAAUACAUAAAGAACUCCUACAACUCAGUAACCAAAAAAAAAAAAAUCAACCCAAUUUUAAAAUGGGCAAAGGACUUAAACAGAGCUUUCUGCAAAGAAGAUAUAUAAAUGGCCAAUAUGCACAAAAAGGUGCUCAUUAGUCAAUAGAGAAGUGCAAAUCAAAGCCAUAAAUGUCAAGAGAAAUAUCACUUCAUACCUAUGAGGAUGGCUGUUUUUAAUUUAAAAAAACAAAAAUGGAAAAUAACAAGCAUUAGCAAGGACAUGGAUGAAUUGAAACCCUCUUCUAUUGCUGCUGAAAAUGUAAAAUGAUGCAGCCACUAACAGCCCAGCACGGUAUAUGAAACUGGCCGCUUAGUGUCAUGAGACCAAAUAAAAGAGGCAGAAAGAUCCAGGAUUUCACAGAUUGCAAUUUACUAAGGACACACUGACAGUCCUGGGUGGCAGAGAAACCAGUUGGAUUCCCACAGUUUGGGUCAGAAGGAGGGGUGUAAAUAAUGGUCAGAACAAAGUGGACUCAUCCAAGCUGGAAUGUACAUGGUUUAUCUUAAGAUAAAUCUUAUUAAAGAUUUCAGCUACAUUCCUGAUGUUGACAGAGCCAGGAUCCAGUCAGGGUCCAAUCGUAGCAUUGUACAUACCACUCUAAUGGUCUCAUUUUGUACAUACCACUCUAAUGGUCUCAUUUGGUUACUAUACAGGGAAAACCUACCAGGGUUACUCAUGAGUUGUCAUGGCGGUUAUGACUCAAGAUGGCUGCGGUGGGGUCAAGGUGAAUCCAUGCAAAUGUUUCCAUAAAAAACUAAACAGAGAGCUGGGGAUAUAGCUCAGCUGGUAGAUUGCUUGCCUUAUGCCUAAGGUCCUUGGUUCAAUCCCUGGCACCACAAAAAUAAACUAAACAGAGUUACCAAAUGUCCAAAAGCAAUUCAUUCUGAGGUAUUCAAAGAAAUUCAAAAGACCCAAAGGAAAUCAAAGCAGAAAUAUGUAAUAGAUAUUUGUACAGUAAUAUUCAUAGAAAUCUGGCUUUCUGAACUAUUUGCAGCAUUAUUCACAAUAGCAAAAGAUUAAAAUAGCAUGUGUCCAUUAGUAUAUGAAUGAAUAAACAAAAUGUAGAAUAACUAUACAAUGGAAUAUCAUUAAACUUCAAAAAGGAAUGAAGUUUUGGUGCAUGCUAAAACAUGGAUAAAUUCUGAAAACAUUAUAUAUGCUAAGUUAAAUAAAAAACAAAAAUUGUAUAAUUCCAUUUACAGGAAAUUUCUGGAAUAGGCCAAUUCAGAGACAGAAUAGGUCAGAAGUUACCAGAGACUUGGAGGAGAAAGGAAGGAGGAGUUCCUUAAUGGUUACAGAGUUUCUGUCUGGGUUGAUGAAAAAGUUUUAGAAAUAGUGAUGCUAAACAACAUGGUGAAGGAAUGUAUUAAUGCCACCAAAUUGUACAAUUUAAAAUGGUUAAAAAUGCAAAUUUAAAAAUUACAACUUUUAAAAAGUAAUGUAAUAAGCCAAAAACCUUGGAGCUUUAAAUGGGUAAA
This is a messenger RNA of Ictidomys tridecemlineatus (thirteen-lined ground squirrel), 3534 nucleotides long. RefSeq names its product exocyst complex component 1 like (gene Exoc1l). The record is from RefSeq and is a predicted model, not a curated record. Lineage: Eukaryota; Metazoa; Chordata; Mammalia; Rodentia; Sciuridae.